Messenger RNA from Pelobates cultripes (western spadefoot toad), 540 nucleotides. NCBI's taxonomy places the organism in Eukaryota, Metazoa, Chordata, Amphibia, Anura, Pelobatidae. The record is from the annotation of a GenBank genome assembly.
AUGCCGAUGACGUCACGCCGCAACGCAACCCCAACUUGUAUUCCGCCGCCAGAAGGAGAAAAGGAGAAAAGAAGAAAAAGAGAGAUGGACGAGCUGAAGGAAAGGAAAGGUGAGCAGAGCAGAAGGAGAGAAGAAAAGCAGAGCAGAGCAAAAGGAGAAGAGAAGGAAAGGAGAGCAGAGCAAAAGGAGAGGAGAAGAGAAGGAAAGGAAAGGAAAGGAGAGCAGAGCAAAAGGAGAACAAAAGGAGAGGAGAGCAGAGCAGAGCAAAAGGAGAGGAGAAUGAAAGGAGAGCAGAGCAAAAGUAGAGGAGAAGGAGAGGAGAGCAGAGCAGAAGGAGAGCAUAAGGAGAGGGGAGCAGAGCAGAGUAAAAGGAAAGGAGAAGGAAAGGAGAGCAGAGCAAAAGGAGAGAAGGAGAGCAGAGCAGAAGAGAGAAAAAAGAGAGAAAAAAAGGAGAGAGCUAAAGGAAAGGAGGUGAAAGAAGAAAUAGAGCAAAAGGAAAAGAGAAGGAGAGCAAAAGGAAAGGAGGGGAAAGCAGAAUGA